UGGUGAUGAUGGUGGUGGUAAUGAUUUUCACUUCAAACAUUAACUGCAUUGUCUUCAUUUAGUUUGGUUCAGCUAUCAAAUUUAUCUCUUCAUGAAUUGAAGGAAAAGAUCAGACAAGGUAAACAUGAAGGAAGCAAUAUCUAGUCUUCCUUGUAUUCUGUGUAUUGUAUUAAAGUGUAUACUAUUUACUAUUGCUUACUUUCUUGAAAGAUGGUAUUCCAGAUUUUGAGCUGUUUAUUCCAUAUGUUAAGAGAAACAUGAAGGAAGCAAUAUCUAGUCUUCCUUGUAUUCUGUGUAUUGUAUUAAAGUGUAUACUAUUUACUAUUGCUUACUUUCUUGAAAGAUGGUAUUCCAGAUUUUGAGCUGUUUAUUCCAUAUGUUAAACAUGAAGUUCAAACACAUGGAACCUACCUUGCUCAAACACAGAACCUAAGGUAAGUUUGCGGAUGAUUUGCUCUACUAAAACAACCUUUACAUACUGUAAUUUGUUGGGCUGAUUUUGGGUGUCGCUGACGAGUAUUUUCAAUUGAUGAUGUCAUUUUACUGUACAGUACCUAACUUUUUACAGAACGUUGCUAAAGAAUAAUUUGAUCCCAGAAUUAAAGAAAUCUAUUGAUCAAUUGAAAGAGGAAUGCUACUCCUUUGUGGAUGAAACUGUUCAUUCCCCUGUGGUCUCUCUAGAGUCCUUUGUAAGUACACAGUGUCAUAUUAUAAUGUGUGCAUUUACUGUAGUCUCAGUGUGGUACUGUGGUCUCUACAAUAUGCAGUUGUGUGAUUAUAAUUUCACCUCAGUUUCAGUUUUAUAUUCUAGCAUGACUGUACCAAAAACCUCAAUUUUUUUCAGGACUUUGGUCUAGGUUUAUUGCCUGCUACUCCAUCACCGGCUUUCAUCACUUCCGGACAUCUUACUCAUAGUGCAAGUAGAAUGCCUGAGAUCUCGUUGAAAAAGACCCCGAAGAGCCAAGGUGAGACAGAUCUAGAAUUAGGAGCGAUUAAAGAAAUAUAUUAUUCAAAAUGUUUAUACAGUACAUUAAUACUGUAUGUGAAAAAGGAUGAGUAGUAUUUCACAAUCUAGCCUUAAAAUAAAAUUUAUCUUACAGCUACUCCAGAUGUCAUUGAAAAUUUGACAAGUAGCAUUCGAGAAAUGGUUAUCAGGGGCAACCAACAACCAGGUAUGUUUGAACAUGGUAUGAACAUAGUUUGCCUAGACAGUAUAGAAGUCAGGUCAAACCUUGUAUAAAAUUGAAAUAAUGGCCAGUGUUUCGUUUUCAAUAUUUUAGAUGAAAAUCAAUUUCAAUCUGAGGUUCUUAGUGCAAGGUAAAAUAUCAUAAGCUGUCAUGGCUGAAUGAAUUUGUUAGCCAGUCAGUGAAUUGUAGCAAAGGCCAGGCUUAAGCUUGUAGCUUUUAGUCUAUACUAUCUCAAAAUGUUUGGUUAUUUUCCCCAUAGGACUUUUGAUAUAAGAGAAACACCCAAAACUUUUGUGUCCAAGAUUCCCAAACCAGUGAAUCGUAGACUGAGUCAAACUCCAGAUGUAACUACCAACAAAUCGAUGGCUGUAAGACGCAGAUCUUUAACAACUACUAAGAAACCAAAGAGGACAAGGGGUGAUGGGGUUAAAAUGGAGAAGGUUGAUACAAAGAAAGGAUUUCCUAACACUGGAGUGACUGGUUCAAAAGAUGGGUCACAAAGGAAAGUGGUUGGUGAAAAGAAACUACAUGUAGGUUUGAUGUUGUAGUCUGGUGCUGGUGAUGGUGGUAGUGUUGACAGAGAUAGAUGCCAUUAUCACCCCAUCACCAGAUUUAUCACAAUCAUCAUCAUACCCCUCACCAUCAUCAUCAUCAUCAUCACCAUUGUGGUGAUGAUGAUGGUGAUGUGAUGAUGGUGUUGGUGAUGAUGGUGUUGGUAAUGAUGGUGGGUGAUUUGGUGAUGCCGUGGUAAUAAUGGUGAUGAUGAUGGUUAGUGAUGGCAAUGAUGUGUCUUGUCUGUUUAGGUCACUAAUACCAAUGCCAGUGAUCAUCAAUUCAGAACACCUUUAGCAACUGGAACAAGGUCAUCUUUUAUGAAACAGCAUUCAUCAGCCAGGAACAUUUUGGCAGAAAAGGUAAGGAUAUAAGUCUCACUGGUGCUCACUAAAUGAAUAGUUUGUGUGAAUGAAGUAUCAUUUCCAUGUUUAGAUUGCCGCAGCAGUGUUUUCAGAUGAGCCAUCAAGUCUAGUGGGAUCAACACAAAGCUCCUCUGAAGACAACACACCCAAGGUAGGGUAAUAGGGUUUUUCAUUUUGAAUUAAAACGCACUACAUUACGAUCAACCCUGUGGUCUGUGGUCCCCCCCUUUGCAUUUGACGAAAAUUUUUCAAAGUAGUUGUUUUGAUGAAAGAGAUGGUUUUCGACAAUUUUCAGAAAGUUUGGAGUAUGUUGAGGCAUUUUUUGAAUUCUUAAAAUAAAAUGCUGUGGUCUCCACUUUUUUAAAGUAUGGUACAAUUGCAUUGGUGGUUUUUAAUUGUUUUUUGUUUAUCUUCUAGGAUUUGGCUAUUGCUGACCCACUUGGGAAUCUAAGUAAGUUUUCUCUCAUUCUAUUUUUUUAACACUCAUGACUGUUGUGGGUUAUUCUUGAAGUGUAUUUUGUGAUAAAAACAAUCUUUAAUUUAAACUUUUUCUAUUAUAGCGGAGGCACCUUUCAUAUCAAAGGAUCUUAUUCCAAGAACUCCAUUCAAAAGGGACAAGUUUCUCUUGGGUAAGUAGUAGUCUUUCACACUACUACACUAGUCUUAAUCUCUGCUAAAUGCAGUUGUCUGAUUAAAAUGUUCAUUUUUUGUCAUUUCCAUUAUACCACUCACUUUUUACUUUAUUGACUAAACAUCUUAAACAUGCCUGCAUGUGUGUAUUGUUUCAGAUCCAAAUGACGAUGAUGGCCCAGGAUCAAUGAAAUCACACGCAACGGACCAUAAUAUGACAACAACGAACAAACAAUGUCCAAGUGUGGAUGCUACAUUGCUUCUAGAAUCACCAUUAUUAGAAUUUGAUACAACUGUUAUGAACAAUGGUGUUUCCAAAAGCAACACCAAGUCGCCAAUACGAUAUUUACAGCAAACGUCACCAACUGCACAUGUAAUGUCACCAUUUGAGAGUCUGACAUCAUGUAAAGUCCAAGUCAGUCCAAGCCCUGUAGUAAGUUUUGGAGAUCUGGUUAAAGAUCAGUCUACCUCAGUCAGUUCAAAAACUGUUAACACUGCUGCUACGUCAGGAACUACCCAUGUAUCCAGUGACAUCAUUUUGCAAUAUCAACGGUUAAAGAAAGCACAAGAGACCAAUGGCUUACUUCAAAAUAACUCUCCUCAAACUCCAGAAAUAUUCACUCGUCCCACCAUAGGGAAUGGUGAAAAUCUUGCCACAGUGUCAGGUGGUGAAGAUAGUGGUCCACGCCUGCAACCUCCAUCUGUCAGUGCCAGUUACAUUAUGCCACCGUCACAUACAACCAACCCUGCAUUAUUACGCUACCAACAAUGGAAGAAAGUUCAGGAGGUGUUUCCAAGUUCUGGUACAAAGGUCACUAGUCCUCGCCUGCAAUCCACAGGUGUUAUGGUCAGUGGGGCCUCCCUCACACCAGAAAUUAAGUCACACAAUCUAUUGCAACACUACCAAGUGGGUAGUCACACAAGUGACGUCACUAGUCCUCACCCAAGAUCAACCGAUAUUAUGGCUAGCAGAGCUUCCCAUGCUUUGGAAAUGAUGUCACACAAUCUGUUGCUAGGCAACCAUGUGGGGACUUAUGUCAGUAGUCCGAGUCUGCAUUCACCACCCCUCAAAGUCGAUGAUAUGUUGACACCAUUCAUGAAUGGUCACCAUGGGUUGCUAAGAGGCCCAAAACCAGAACUCUCCAUGGUUGCUGAUGAUGUCAUCAAUGAUGUCGAUGAUAUCACUCGAUCACACCAGCCAGCGACACAUGUGACAUAUUCAAAGGGUUUUGCAACACCGAUGGUGUCAUCCAUGGGGAACCAUUUCUAUGAAUUUGGCCAAACACCUCUGGACCACAUUGCACCACCAAUGGAUUUUACUGGUAACUCAUUCCACCGUGAUAGGAGGGAAAGUGUUAGGUCAAGGCUGUCGUUUGACUUUGAUACUCCAGGGUCAAGCCUACGAACUUCCUUGGCACAACAGGGUUAUUUGAAUACACCAAGUGCUCGAGAAAUUGCUAAUAUGAAAAGGGACGAUGUGAUAGGACAGAAGGAGUUUAAACUUAUUCCAGUCAAUACAGAUGAUUUGUUUCAAGAUGAAUAUCGUUUGCCAUUUGAAGAAAACAUUGGGGAUUUCAAGAAAGAUAUAGGUAUGUUUUACUUUGAAGUUUGUGUUUUACCUUAGAGAAAUACUUCUUGUUUAGAUGGUGGUGCAUUAUUUUGGUGGCAAAUAAUAAAUGAAAUCGAAAGAUUCAGACAUGUAAUUUAUCUUGCUCCUAUAAAGGCCGAUUUACAAUGCACAAUUUUUGCCUAAAACUGUUGUAGGUGAGUUGUGUGCUUGAUUUACACAGUACAACUCAAGCUGGUUGCAUGCAACACUUUUAAGUGUCAACAUUUCUUGAAAUGAUCUCGCCUUGAUUCUGAAUUGUAGAACCAGAAAAUGUUAAAGAAGAACAAAGAAAUUCAUCUGUUGAAAAUACAGACACUACCGAGGUAUCGAUAGACUCAACUCCACAUGUGGAGGUUGGACAAUUAAUUGAAUUUGAUUGAAAGAUAUAUAUGAUAUAUUCUUACAAUUCCAGUCUGAUAUUAGUGGGUUUCAUUGACCAUUACCUUAGCUGCAGAUGGUUGGUCAAACGUCAAAACUGUCUAUCGAUUACAUGUAUUGGCUUCCAAAUAUGUACAACGCUACAACGUACAAUGAAAUAUAGUUUCUUACUAUGACUGGUUGACCACCAUCUGCACCAUACUAAUGCUUGAUGAAACCGUAGUCAAUAGAAUGAGAACUGAGAAUGUUAGGGAACUUGAUGCAGACAUAUAGACCUCAUUAUCUGUUAUUGUCUUGGUUUAUAAAAGAAAUGGUCGGUUCAUCAACCAAUAGCUGUUUUCAUUUAACCAUUGUGUAAACACACGUAAAAACGCACAGCUUGUAACAAGUCCGCAAACAAGUCUGUUCACAAGCUGUCAACAAGUUGUGUUCGCACUGCUUGUUCCCAGUUUGUUGUGACAAGUUUGAAACAAGCUGUUAACAACUUGUAACAAGCUUGAUGGCAUUAUCAGCCUUGUUACAAGACUGUGCUAACAAGUUUGUUACAACCAUGAUAUAACAAGAAUGUUACAAGGUUGAUGAUACAAGGUUGUAACAAUACUGCUAUAUCAUGACUGUAUCGGACUUGUUGGAACAACCUUGUAACAAGUCUGAUAAUAUCAACAAGGUUGUUACAAGUUGUUAACAGCUUGUUCCAAACCUGUUGACAACUUGUGACAAGCAGUGCGAAUACAUCUUGUUGGCAGACUUUUUACAAGAUGUGAGAUUUUUGCGUGUGUAUCACGACUGGGUAUUUAAACCAACACACUGCUAUUGGUUGGUUAGGCAGGAAAAACCCCCACUUGUGACGAUGAAUAUCGACCAUUUUUUGCAAAGACCGAGACAAAAACAGAGAUAUUGAGGUCUACUGUAUUAUGUUUGCAUCGAGUUCCCUAACCUUAUUCUAUUGACCAUGAUGAAACCCAGAUACAUUCAGACAGAUGUAUAUAUAUAAAGGAGGUGUAUAAUGCUUAAUUAUUAGGCUUAUGAUACAGUAUAUUAGACCAAAAAUUAAAUUAUAACAAUCUUUUUAAAAUUCUGGAUUAUGGCAUAGAUCAAUAGGUCAUUUCCAAAUUAUGUCUAUUUGUAAAAUCCAUGUUGUGGUUUUGUGGUAAAUUAUCCUGGUUGCCAGAGGUUCUGUAUCUUUCGCCUUAUUCCCGCUCGUAUAUAGAACCUCUGGCAACCAGGGUAGUGGUAAAUUUACUAUCAGUAGAAACAUAACUUUGCAUCCAUUCUACUGUAAUUCAGAAAUGACCUAUAGCAGUUGAGCUCAUGCAUGUUGAAAACAACUCAAAACAAGCAGCUACAAAGUAGGUGGAAUAAUAAGUUUCCAUUUUAUUUUAUUCUAAUCAAAUGUUUGCUACAGGUCAGCUAGUGGAUGCAAGAGGUGCACAGAUGUAAUGUAGGCGUAAUUAGCUAAUGAACAAAAGUGCAAUAUUUGAAUUGAAACUCUGCAUUUUACUAUAUUACAGCAACAAGGUAUAUAAUUAUGAUCAAGGCUUGACAUAACAUUCCUAAAGUUCUGAUCAUGGUGAUUGGCAGUCAUGAUUUUCCUUGCUUUUUCUGAUUGGAAAACACCCUGCUUUUUCACCGAUCAUAAACAAUUUCUUAUUUUCUUGGUGAUCAGCUGUUAUUUCAAGCCUUGGUUAUGAUGUUACAUUUACAGUAUUCACUAUAUUAUUUUGACACCAUUGCCCUCAAUUUUGAAAAUUGAAUAUUACACUAUUAAUAUUAAUAUAUUAAUAUCCAGUUAGUAAUUGAAGCAGAAUAUCAACAUUGAGCUAUUUAAGUAUUAAAUCUAUUCAGUUGUCUUUUCAACUAGAUCAAAUUCAGCAGUAAGUAAUCUGUGAUCAGAAAGGGUAAAUUCUGCUGGCCACUCCUGUAGACAAAACAGUGAGAUAGUUAAAUUAUGU
Paramuricea clavata is the source of this 6673-nucleotide messenger RNA. NCBI's taxonomy places the organism in Eukaryota, Metazoa, Cnidaria, Anthozoa, Malacalcyonacea, Plexauridae. The record is from the annotation of a GenBank genome assembly.